This is a messenger RNA of Aspergillus campestris IBT 28561, 3936 nucleotides long. RefSeq lists its product as uncharacterized. The transcript is spliced from 2 exons. Bases 1 to 3936 code for a protein of 1311 amino acids. Gene Ontology annotation, molecular function: protein binding; ATP hydrolysis activity. NCBI's taxonomy places the organism in Eukaryota, Fungi, Ascomycota, Eurotiomycetes, Eurotiales, Aspergillaceae. The record is from RefSeq and is a predicted model, not a curated record.
AUGGCAAAGGAAGAGAUAGAUAUUUUUACAGAAGCAUUGCAAUUUCUUCCAGAAAGAACCAAGAAAGUAUUAGCCGCUAAGCCACUUCCCCGGAAUCGAGAGGAGCUGCAAAACCGACUGGGAGAAUGCGACGAGGGUUUCAAGAACCACUCUCGGACGUCAAAGUUCUGGAGCAUCCUGGACAGGAUAUUGGCGCCAUUUGAAGUUACAGGGAAGAUUCUCAAUGCUGUUAUGGCUGCAACUCCGUUCGCUCCUGCGUCUUUGAUCUUGGGAUCAUGUCUGCACCUGAUGGAGACGGCGCGGAAGUUUUCGGCGUCGUAUCAAAGUAUUCAGGAGUUCCUUAACCGGAUCGCUGGAACGCUUGAUCGGAUGGCCAUCCACCAGGAGGCGCGUAUAGAUGCGCCGUUGCGCAGAAUUCUCGUUCAGGCAAUUGCGCUUGUUAGCGAAGUCCUAGUAGAAGCGUCAGAGCAGCUGGGAAAAGGACGAAAGUAUAAAUGGAGCAAAGAGUUUUUGACGCGACUUUUUUUCGGCGACUCUUCGAAAAUCGAGGAAAAGAUGGCCAGCCUACAUGAACUGGCGGAAGCCGAGGCCAUGAUGUGUCUUUCAAUCAUACGGCGAGAUACAACUAUGUUCCGUGACGAACUGAAGCAGUUGAGUACGGCUGUUAGGAGGAUUGAGCACAGAGGCGACCAAGGUCGCUUCGAAGAGAUUUUCGAUCUCGAUACCUGGAACGCAAUGCACAAUAUCCACGACGAGAUUGUGAAAGAGAGACAGGCAGGUGUGAAUGCGAUGUGGAUAACGCGCGAGGACAUCGUUGCACGCUGGAUGGAAGGGAAGGGCCCCAAAAUGAUUUGGAUCCACGGGGAGCCAGCUAUGGGCAAAACAUUCCUUGCCUCUCGGUUGAUAAGUGAACAUAUAAGGAGAAAGGGCCUCGUGGCUUAUUUUUAUGUUCGGGCGUCUGACACCUCAGGUAACCUGGCGACAACCAUAUUCAAGUGUCUAGCCUUGCAACUCAGCAAGAAAAGCCAAAAAUUCCAAAAAGCCGCCGCCAAGGCACUGGAAAAUCCUGAAUGGAUUAGGAAUGAGAAAGAAAUAUGGAGCAAAAUCUUUCUCCCCUUUCUCAAGGAGAACACCACGUGUCGUGUUUUUAUCGUAAUUGACGGGUUGGACGCUGUCUCUGCUGAGGAGCAGAAGAAGGUUGUAGCGCCCUGGAUGGACUUGCGGCGCUCUUCCUCGAGCAAGUGGCAAAUUAACAUUGCAAUUGUUAGCAGGUUCGAAGUCCACAGAACGGUCCAAGACGCCUGUCCAGCUGGAGCACAGCUGCGCGUGUCGAGUGCCAGAGUCAAGUCCGACAUAGACCAGUAUAUCGAGCGAAAAUUCAACCGGAACUUUCCUCUUCUGCAACCUAACGACAGGGCACUGGCAAUUGGAACAUUACAGAAAGAAGCCAAUGGCGUGUUUCUAUGGGUCCGUCUCGUCAUUGAACAUAUCGAAGGCUGGGAAAGCGGACAAGAAAUACUACACUUCCUGGAGCAUGGUUACCCGAAGAACAAGGCAGAUCACAUAGGAUCGAUUUUGGCCGGUGCCAUGAAAAAAGAUCACGAUGAGAGCCAAUUUAAGGAUAUUCUACGCUGGGUAGCAUGCUCACGCCGUCCGCUUACAGACAAUGAAUUGCAAUUCCUACACACAACCAAGACCUCGCAUGGCCGGCUGGAAGUGGUUGCGGGAGGUCCCGGAGAUGUUGAAAAGCGGUUUAAGCAACUGCUUACCUUCAAGUCUAGUCGUUGUUUCUCAGAAUCCCCGAGCAGGGUUGUCAAUUUCAAGCAUCGCUGUUUCAAAGACGACCUCCUGUAUGGCCCUGGGAGGGGCAUACAUCGGUUCACCGCAAGCGAGGCCCAUUCAUCGAUUCUGAAAACAUGUCUUCUUUGUUUGCAUGACACUAAUGACAACGUUGACACACGCCCUGGAGCCCUGGACAUGAUUAGUUAUGCAGCGUCUCACGUCAUAGACCAUUUUAUGGAAAUCGAGGAAGAUGGAUUAGGAUAUCAGGCAAAGUCGCAACUGCUUGAGCUUAUACGACAACCGGCUACCAUUGCCCGCUGGUACAGUGCCAUGGACAAGAAACAGAGACUGAGGCUCAUCUCAACUUUGCUUGAGGUCCCUAGAACGAGUCGCAAAUUGAUGGAAUGGCUACCCGGAUCGUAUGAAUCUCUUCAAGAUUUUUACCAACCGUUUGCAUUCAGUUGCGCGGAGAGCUGGCUUCAGACCGGGUCCAUGGACACCGAAUUCUGCGUUCUGUUUCUCGAUCGAUACAAUAAGCUAGGCGAGAAACAAUUGGGCAUGACUUCUCCCAGCGACAUCCACAUUCCCCGCAUCUGCGAUUUGAGGAAAAAGAGAAUCCUCGAGCUGGCGCAAUUUGGCAACUUCAAAAAGGAUGCAAAUUGGCACGUGAGAGUAGCCAGUGCCCUUUGCGAAGCAAACCAUCUCAAAGCUGCGAUAGAUAUGUAUCACAAAGCCGAAGAGGGAGAAUAUGACCAGUGGGUGAUCAAAAGCGGCAUUGCCAUGGCAUAUGCUGCACAAGGCCACUAUGAGAAAGCGGUGGACCAGGUAAAAAUAUCACUCCUAUGUAAGCCAAGACCGGACAAUGUUUCUGAGAGCAAUAUCUAUCUGAACUUGAGCAUCUGGCACGGGAAAUGUGGAGAGAGGAUGGCUCAGACCGACGCCGCGCAAAAAGCAUACGAUCUUGACAGUGGAAGUUUCCAGAAGCUAGCCCACUUGUUCUGUGUUCUCGGACGGAGGUCGAAAUUCGGUCGACUAUUCAAACUUUGCAAGAGCUUAUCUAGUUCAGAGACUCAGUCUGCGGACGAAGAUCGCUUGGUCCACCUGCUCCUUGGUUGGGAAGAAGGCCAUGCUUUAUUCAGUCGGGCUGCUGUCGAUGGGAGAGACAACAAAAAUAUUCAAUUUGCUGAGCACAUUUUCAAGAGGACGAUCGAUGUCGCACGAAACAACGGAGAUACAGAAGGGGCUGUAUUCGAGGAGUAUUUGCGUGGAAAUUUCUACUGGCAGUACGUCAACGAUGCGGGACAGGCUUGCAAUAUUUGGAAAAACAUGGGAGCUGAAUCUCAGGAGGAUCCCGACAUACAACUGUAUGUUGAACAGCUCCAAUGCAGGGCGCUGGGCGAGCUAUACCUGAGAAUGGCAUUGAGUUCAGAGUCAACUCCCCAGGCUAAACAGCCAGACUGGAUCUCGAAACUUGAAAGUCUGGUAGUCGGGUCUCCAGGACGGCCAAGCGCACAGGAAGACACUGACUACCGUGCGGACGCUGCAGUCAUGCUCGGGUACUGGAAACGCAAGCAUGGGGGAGAGAAUACGUCCCGAGAGCUUUUCAGGGCAACUAUCUGCCAGGGUAUUCGAAUUCUCGAAGACCAGGAUCCCUGGAAUGAUAAAGAGGGUUAUAUCAUCCUCGGUAGGGCUCUUGUACGAGCAGGGUAUCCAGACGAAGGCCGAAGAGCGUUUGCAACGGCGGUAAUGUCUCCAAUUCGACCCAACCUUAGCACCGUGCAGCGCGCCAAAGGAGAGACCCUCAACACCUAUGGUGCUAUCCUUGCAUGUUGUGGAGGAUCCGGCUGCAAAGAGAAGGACUGGGACAAAAUCUACAUGUGUCAAGUAUGUCAGGAAGUGGCCUUAUGUGGAAGGUGUCUGAAGAAGCUGCGACAUGACAAACUCCAAUUUACAUGCGAUAAAGCUCACAUAGUGUCUCCGGUAUAUGACAAGGACACGAGUCUGGCUAAGCCUAUAACGGAUCUCCCAGAGUGGUUGAACAAGCAGAAGAAACAAUGGGAGAUUGACGACACCACCAAGGCGGCAAUCCCCUUGCCAACUCCAAGGAUUGUGAUAAAUUGCCAACGAAGACUUCAGAUCUGCCCUAGGGGUUGA